This is a messenger RNA of Grus americana (Whooping crane), 800 nucleotides long. RefSeq names its product crystallin beta A1 (gene CRYBA1). The record is from RefSeq and is a predicted model, not a curated record. The transcript is spliced from 7 exons. Gene Ontology annotation, biological process: lens development in camera-type eye; visual perception. Gene Ontology annotation, molecular function: structural constituent of eye lens. NCBI's taxonomy places the organism in Eukaryota, Metazoa, Chordata, Aves, Gruiformes, Gruidae. The coding region runs from base 37 to 753 and encodes 238 amino acids.
GGGACAUGGCUACCAGACACCGUUCCAGCAGCAAAGAUGGCUCAGACAAACCCUCUGCCUGUCCCCAUGGGCCCGUGGAAGAGCGUUCGGAGCAGAGGCCGGGAGAACCGCCAGCCACAGCCCUGCCACCCGCCCGCGCCAGAACGGCUCCGCUCCUCUCUCCGGACGGCACCGCUGCCCCGGGAACUGAUCUCCGCAGGGAUCACUGUGUACGACCAAGAAAACUUCCAGGGCAAGAGGAUGGAGUUCACUUCAGCCUGUCCAAACAUCAUGGAGUGCGGCUUUGACAACAUCCGCUCCCUGAAGGUGGAGUGUGGCGCCUGGGUCGGUUACGAGCACACCGGCUUCUGCGGGCAGCAGUUCAUCCUGGAGAGGGGAGAGUACCCACGCUGGGACGCCUGGAGCGGCAGCAAUGCCUACCACAUCGAGCGCCUGAUGUCCUUCCGCCCCGUCUGCUCCGCUAAUCACAAGGAAUCCAAGAUCACCGUCUUCGAGAAAGACAACUUCAUCGGCCGCCAGUGGGAGAUCAGUGACGACUACCCCUCUCUGCAGGCCAUGGGCUGGGCCAACAACGAAGUGGGCUCCAUGAAGAUCCAGUGCGGCGCCUGGGUUUGCUACCAGUAUCCCGGCUACCGUGGCUACCAGUACGUCCUGGAGUCCGACCACCACGGAGGAGACUACAAGCACUGGAGAGAGUGGGGUUCGCACGCCCAGACCUCCCAGAUCCAAUCCAUCAGGCGUGUCCAGCAGUAGCUCCUCACUUUCCAGUACAUCUUUGCAAGGUUUCUAAAGCUCACCGG